This is a messenger RNA of Lucilia cuprina (Australian sheep blowfly), 2295 nucleotides long. It is a transcript of the gene Leash, whose product is annotated as arrestin domain-containing protein 3. Gene Ontology annotation, biological process: protein transport. Lineage: Eukaryota; Metazoa; Arthropoda; Insecta; Diptera; Calliphoridae. The coding region runs from base 518 to 2074 and encodes 518 amino acids. Gene Ontology annotation, cellular component: cytoplasm. The transcript has 3 exons. The record is from RefSeq and is a predicted model, not a curated record.
GAAAAUCUCAUACAAAAACAGUGACAAAACUUAUGUUGGGGCUUUUAGUGGCAAGAAAUUUUGUUGUAAUAUAUUAAAUAAAAAAGUUUAUAAAUUAUUCAUUAAUAAACAAAAAAGAAACUUGUGAAAUAAAUUAAUUAAAAAAGCUAAAUAAUGUAAGAAAUAUGAAAUAAAUUCAAAAUACAAUGACCACUUUAACAAAGCCAACAACAAAAUAAUAUUUUUUCUAUUGUGGUCAUUGUCUUAAAAAGAAGAAAAUCUCAAAAAAAAAAUAAAAAUUCUAAUUUAUUUUUGGAUAAUAUAAGUGAAAAGUCAAAAAUCUAGAGCAUUUUUCUGUUGGCUAAGUUUGGAGAGGGAAAUACAGAAGCACUUGUUUGUUUGGUUGUUAAGUGAAAAAAAAAGAAUUGUUGAUUUGAAACUAGUAAAACGUGAAUAUUUAAAUAAAUACAUAUAUAUUUUCUUAAAAAUUAAUAAAAAAAAGACAAAAAACAACAACAUAAGCAACAUCAGCUAGAAAAUGGAAAACGAACGUUUGCGUAUUACUUUAGAUAAUCCCAACAAAUUGUAUAUAGCCGGGCAAACAAUAAAGGGUGAGAUUUGGUUUAAUCUAACCAAACGUACAAAAAUUCGUGCUAUUAAAGUCCAAAUCACUGGGAAAGGCAAAUGUAAAUGGAUGGAAAUAUUACGUAAAAAUUCCAAUUCGAAUAAUGAAACUACACGCAGUCUUUUUUAUUCGAGCAAAGAAAUUUAUGCACACAAUGAAAUACCUUUAUCGGUAUUUGAACCUCGUGGCAUUGAACUAAGUCCCGGUGAACACACUUUUGACUUUGCCAUGCCAUUAGAUCUAUUUCUUCCGUCAAGUUUUAAGGGCAGUCACGGUUCAAUUAAGUAUAAACUACGUAUACUCAUACAAAGACCCUGGUCAUUUGAUGAACGCCAUUCGAUACCAAUAAAUGUUAUGAAAAAUAUGCCUUUACCACCGGUGUAUCGGUUAAAUCCCACACCAUUGGAAAAACAAAUUACAAAAACUAUAAGUCUAUUUGGUACACGUCCCAUUAGUAUGUUGGCGUUACUUCCCGAAGACUUUGCGGUGAGAGGGGAACCAUUACGUAUAUGUGUGACGGUGACAAAUAACAGCACUACCAAUGUGGAGAAAUUACGUUUUUGUGUACUGCAAUAUAUAACCUAUUACAGUCAUGUACCCUUGAGGGUACAAAAAAUGGAAAUUAUUCCCAUAGCGCAUAAGGAAACGGGUUCGGUGCACAAGAAAAGUGAACGUUCAUUUGCCCAUGAACUACUAAUACCGGAAAUGGCCCAGCCUACAGAUGACGCGCUAUCGGGGGUUAUUAAUAUAACCUAUGAAUUGCGUGUUGAAGCGGUUUUAAGAGGUUUCUUUAAAAAUCUCGUUCUUAAUAUGCCUUUUAAAAUGUAUACAAAUGAGACUGAAGCAGCUGUACGUUUAGCGCCCAACUUACCUCAUCCACCUAUGCCGCCGGAACAAAGCAACGGUGCUGGCAAUCCUUUUGAACAGUCUUCCAAUUCUAUAGCUAUGUAUCCACCUUUAGAUACAUCCAUCGGUUCUCCAUCUCAUUCAUCACAGUAUAGCAGCGAAUCGAGUUCUUUGCACUCCACUACUUCUGAUUCUUCAGCAGCCACUUUAAGCCCUGCUGUAGGUGGUACGGCGCUUUCUUACACUUCGGGUUCAUCGUCACAAUUUAAUAGUCCCUCUAAUCGUGCUAGUCUUCGCAGUAAUUCCAAUGUACCAUAUAUGCCUUAUUCAAGUAGUCCGAUGAUGAUUAAUUCAUAUCCACCACCAGCAGGAAAUAUGCCACCAUAUCCACUAUCUGAUUCACCACAAUACUCACUAAUGCAACAGCAUCCACAUCAGGGUACGCCGACACCACCGCCACCAAUGAAUAAUUUAAAUCGAAGUUCAAUGAUGUCAUCGCAUUAUGCCUCGGUAACGUCAUCGACGUAUAUGUCAAUGCGACCACAGCCGGGAGCCCAUGAAUUGCCUCCUUCCUAUGAAGAAUUAUUUGGCAAUGCUACCGCUCCACCGGAGACGCCCAAAUGAGAUAUUUUUCUAAGUCUGUAAUUUUAUACAGAAUUAGUGAAAUAAUAGCAAACACACAUAAACAAAAAAGCAUGGAACAAAGUUACUAAACCCACCCCUUUUUUGAAACAAUUCAAUUACUAAAGUCGAAAGCAAGUUUAACACUGACGAACAAAGGGAUUAAAAUAAAAAUGGAGAAAAACGCCAGUAGUGUAGACACAAACCCUUAUAAAAAAUUGUUA